ACAAACACGGCGCACAGAGAACAGCGGGGAGCACAAAGGAUUAAACCAGCACCUCGGAAACUUUCCCCACCGGCGGGUUGUGAUGUGAAUUCACGUCGGCGUCAUUCGGACCGUGAGGUUUGGCGGGUGGCAGGCUGACAGCUGCCCGAGAGGCAGCGCAGGGACUGAGGGUGAGCGGCGUGCAGCAGCAGCAGCGGCGCACACCGCGGGCUCCGACCGACCGACCGCCGCUGCUUUUGUCAGCCGAACCGUUCGCAUCCCGAGGCCCAGUCGCUAUCACAGGCCGACCCCCCCACCAGGUAAACUCUUCCCCCCACCGUCGGAGGGAUUGGGAUAACCCCGCAGCCCACGCGUGUGUCGGGCCGCGUCGUUGUCCAAGUGUCGACAAAGAAAACGGAACCAUCAAAUAGCUCCGGUGUGCGCUGGCUAGCGCUAGCCUGGUGGCUAUCAGUAGCUAAUGAGAGCAGGGUUAUCCGCGGUCAAACCGGGGAUGUGGCUAAAUCGACUUCAAAAUAAAUGGGGACGCACUUCCUGUGCAGAGUCAGGAAGUGACUCCAACAUGGGGGUCAAAACCUUCACUCACAACUCGACCUCCCACAGCCAGGAGAUGCUGGAGAAGCUGAAUGCUUUACGCAACGAGGGUCACCUCUGUGAUGUCACCAUCCGCGUCCAAGACAAGCUCUUCCUGGCCCACAAAGUGGUCCUCGCCUGCUGCAGUGAAUUCUUCCGCUCCAAACUGGUGGGCCGACCAGAGGAAGAGGAUAAGUUUGUGUUGGACCUUCAUCAUGUGACUGUUAGUGGUUUCGCUCCUCUGUUGGAAUAUGCGUACACGUCGACCCUCUCCAUCAGCACCGAGAAUAUCAUCGACGUCCUGGCGGCCGCAAGUUAUAUGCAGAUGUUUGCUGUGGCGAGCACAUGUUCAGAGUUCAUGAAGUCAAGUAUUCUGUGGACUCCAGGUAACAACAACAACAACAACAACAACAUGGCAGCGGAAAAACCACAUGAAUCAGCGCAAGAGAGUGCCUCAUCAAACUGUGCCCUGACGCCAUUGGACGGCAGCGUUUCACCUGUGUCGUCAGACUGCAGCGUGAUGGAGAGGAAUGUACCAAUAUGCCGCGAAUCGCGACGGAAACGCAAGAGCUUUGUGACAAUGGCGUCACCUGAGAGUCCUCUUAAAUGCACUACACAGAUUGUCACCACCUCCCCUCAGAUCCCCAACCCAUCCCCCUCAUUCUCAGACAACACAGCCCAGCCGGUGGAGUCCUCCCUGGCCUUUCCAUGGACUUUCCCAUUCGGCAUCGACCGAAGGUUCCACUCGGACAAAUCAAAGCUCCCGGAAAGCCCUCGUUGUUUAGAGCAGGGCGCUCCAGGGACCUCAGAGGUUGCGGCCGGCCGGCGGCUCAGUGACUACCUGUCGUGUGAGAGCUCGAAGGCAGUGUCGUCGCCAGUGCCAGCAGAAGAGGAAGAUGUGAGGGUGAAGGUGGAGCGUCUCAGCGAUGAGGAGGUCCAAGAGGCGUCCUCUCAAGCAGUCAGUGCCUCCCAAAGUUCGUUGAGUGACCAGCAGACGGUGCCAGGGAGUGAACAGGUCCAGGAGGAGCUCCUCAUCAGUCCACAGUCUUCCUCUAUAGGGUCGAUGGAUGAGGGAGCGUCUGAGGGAUUGCCGUCAAUGCAGAGCACGUCUAACGCUGGAGGACAUGCAGAAGAUGAUGAAAGGUUGGAUGGUAUUCAGUAUCCAUACCACCUGUAUAUCAGCCCUUCAGCCCGACCAGGCACUAAUGGCCCGGAUCGGCCCUUUCAGUGUCCUACCUGCGGAGUCCGAUUCACACGUAUUCAAAAUCUGAAGCAGCACAUGCUAAUACACUCCGGCAUUAAGCCUUUCCAGUGUGACCGCUGUGGGAAAAAGUUCACACGGGCCUACUCCCUAAAGAUGCAUCGGCUGAAGCACGAAGGUAAACGCUGUUUCCGGUGCCAGAUAUGUAGCGCCACAUUCACGUCCUUCGGUGAAUAUAAGCACCACAUGAGGGUCUCCCGACACAUAAUCCGCAAGCCGCGGAUUUACGAGUGCAAAACGUGCGGCGCCAUGUUCACCAACUCUGGCAAUUUAAUUGUACACCUGAGGAGUCUGAACCAUGAGGCAUCCGAGCUAGCAAACUACUUCCAGAGCAGUGAUUUCCUCGUGCCCGACUACCUGAGCCAGGUGCAGGAAGAGGAGGAGGUGCUGGGAGUCCAGUACGAGCUGGAGGAGUCCCAGCAUCACCCCGUCUACCCAGGCAGCACCUCCACCACCACUGCCACCUCAUCCUCCUCCUCAGUCCAGAUGCCCGUCAUCUCCCAGGUGUCCUCCUCUACCCAGAAUUGUGAGAGUUCCUCCAGCUUCCUUUCACCCGGGCCACUGGAUCCCAUGGAAGCGCAAGCCUCCCAGAAGAUGGACGCUGACGAGACGUCAGCCAUGACAGAGGAGACCAAGAUGGACAACAGUCUAGGUGGCAGUUCCCCAGAGGUGUUUGAAGAAGGGCAGCAGCAGCACGCCCAGGCCAAGGAGAUGGUUUCUAUUACCAUAGAAUGAUUCAAGUCUUGUACUUGCUCAUCAUGUCUUAUUUUGCAGCCAUGUCAUAUGGGAAUAUCUGCUGGAGCGCCGUGAUGGCUGCAGGGACGACUGAACAUGUGUAAAUGUUGAAACGUCAUCAUGUGAAUCAAGACACCAUGAUAAAAGUUACCUGAAGACUUCGGUUGCCUUAGUUUUACUUUCCACAUGAAAGUCAGAAGCACUUAUUUGAGUUCAUGUUUUACACCAAACCAAUUCCCGCAAAGUAAAUGAUCAUUUUCUUUGUCCUCUUUGCAAUUAUGAUGUAAUUUGACGAAAUGAGAUUUCAGUAGAUCAAACUCUGGGUUCAGUUUGUCCCGAUCCCGAAUUAUCUCCUGAAUAAGCAAUUCAGCAGCAUUUCUGAUGAGUCAUUCUUCAGAAGGUAGUUUUUUUCCCAUAUGACAUGAAUGCAGCACUAGGUAAAAUCAUUUCUGUCUUAGCCAAUUUGAGUUCUGUUACAAAUCCAAGCCUUGCCCUAUUUUUGGAAAGUGCCUGAGUUCCCAUUUUAACAAAGUAACGUUUAGAGGAGGAAGAGGUCUUGACUUUGCCAACAGUAACAAAUCAAGCCUGUAAACUGAGCUAAAGAAGAAAACAUACUUGUAUUUCCUUUGUUGUGAUAAUGCUAGUUUGUAUGGGCAGAAACUCUGUUAUUCCUUCAGUGCCGUCGCUAUAGGCAAACUGUUAAAUGUCAAUAUUAUCUAUAUUGCAAUAGCUUGUUCUGUAGUUUUACUAUUUGACUGCUGUGUAUGUUGGGUGUUGUGACAUAUAUGUCAGGUGUGUGUAUGUGCAUUUUUUUAAAUCAAUAUCAAGUCAGAAGAUUUAAAUUUGAAAUGUCUAAAUCUUGAAAUGAUACUGACAGUAUUCCCUUUUAGAUGUUUGUGUAGUGUAUGAUUUUUCUGACCUAUUACAAGUAUUUUUUUAAUCUCUAAUGAACACUGUUGUUAAAUCAAACCUAAACUCUCAGAGUUUAGAAAAAGAGAAACUCGGAUAAGCACUGAAACAAACAAACAAAUGUCCAAAUAUGACCAAAUUUUAUGUCAGAAGAAUUUUAAAUAUGGAGUUUGAAAGUGCGGUCCCAAAAUGGGUUCUAAGAUGUGGUAAUGUAGCAUUUCAUCCUAGUUGAAGUUGGAUCUGCUUUUCAUUUUGAACACACUUUGUAACAGAUAUUGAUUGAUAUUGAUAUCUGAUUCAGAUUAUGGUUAUCCUGAUUAACCAAGGUACACUGCUGAUGUUCUAAGACGUUGCAUGACUGUUGAAGUGAUGUUUAACUAAGGUACAACGUGAUUGUCUUUUUUUUUAUUUUAUUUUUUUUACCUCUUAUCCUUGAGUGAAUGUUUUUUCUAAAUGAUAGCCCAAGAAUAUUACGUUUCCCCAAAAGUGUGGAUGACCCACCAGCAGUCUUUUAAACAGAAAAGUUACUCUGUGAAAAUAUUCCUGACUAAAAUGUAGCUUCAAACCUGCAGCAAUGGGUGCAGGCAGAUUUUAAAGGCUGUCUAUGACGGCCAGUUUUCAUUCAGAAAUUCUGAGUACAAGGACGUUUGGUCACGUGGUUUUAAAAUAUAGCUUUGGAAGCAGCAGGAGCAUGCUGUCGUGUGAAUGCAAAUACUGUGAGAUGAAUCAUUCUAAGUGAUAAGUUAAAGGUUGCCGUGUUAGGUAAAAGCUUAACCUUCACUUCCAACUGUUUGGCAGUUUCUGAUUUUAUUUUAUGUUUUCAUGCUGAUUUUAGGUCAAACCUCCAACUCCUGUUGCCUGUGUUCCUUGUUGUGCCUGUAUUUAGAGAAGAUAAUGAUGCUCACGGUCAUGGUCCAUGAGUUGAAAGCUACUUACUGUGAAUGGGUUUCUUGUUGAGUGAAAGCUUUCAUUUUCUGUUGCCCCUUGAAAGUAGUGCUAAUGGCCCACAUGUAGGUUUCUCACAGCGGGAUGUAAGCCCUCUUACGAAGGGUUGAUUGUAAAUGUAAAGAUGACUAUUGCUAUGAGAAGGGCAUGAAUAUUAAAGACAGAGUCCCAUUCAUUGCAAUCCAUUGAGACCUAUCUUAAAAAGAGCUUGUGUUACUCCGCCCCAGCCUGUCAGUCACUUUUUUCAAAGUUGUGCCAUUUGCCCUUUUUAUCUGGGUACAUAUCAAGCUUUUUCCUACAGGACCAAAUGUCCUCUGUCUCAAUGGGGAUUUGCCAUGGCAAUCAGUAUCUGCACAUAUUAAAAGAAAGAGAUAAUCAUUUCAAGUGGUCCAUGCUAUUUAGCAAAGGGUUCCUGCUGUUUUGGCCCUGAAAACACUGUAUGAUGUUGUGCUUUUAAGAGGCUAGCCUUAGUAAAUGGACCUAUUAACUCAAGUUGCACAAUAUCAAAAUUUUAAAAAUGUUUUCUAUUCUCCAUUUGUACAUCAUGCUUUUCAUCUGUCGUGUUCGGUGUCUGUAUAAAAAAGUUUUUAUAAUGAAAUGCUGCUGUUUGUUGAAACGCAAAGUGCCCAAAAUAUUUUUGUGAACCAAUGGUGUGCAAUAAAUGGACAGGUGGUGUUUUCAAAGUU
Molecule: messenger RNA, 5106 nt
Organism: Platichthys flesus (European flounder)
Lineage: Eukaryota; Metazoa; Chordata; Actinopteri; Pleuronectiformes; Pleuronectidae
Gene: zbtb44
Product: zinc finger and BTB domain containing 44
Exons: 6
Coding region: 458-2566 (702 amino acids)
Biological process (GO): regulation of transcription by RNA polymerase II; positive regulation of gene expression
Molecular function (GO): DNA-binding transcription factor activity, RNA polymerase II-specific; protein binding; RNA polymerase II cis-regulatory region sequence-specific DNA binding
Source: RefSeq, a predicted model, not a curated record